UGUGAAAAAUGAGACUUGUACAUUUUGACCAAUUAAAGGAAGGCAAUUUCCAAGUCCCUGUGUCUUUACAGACACCAAAUAUCAAUACAAUAUACACAAGCCUAUUAAUUAAGUCCGGUCACUUUCAGGUAAAUCGGAUCCAUAAAAACUUCAAAAACUUUGUACAUUUAACAAAUUAAAACAAAAAAGCUUUUGUAAUAAAGCUAUAUUCAAAAUAAUCAAUUUCUUGAUAAGCAUCGUUUCUGAUUUAUAUGCUGUCGUUAUAAAGACAGUGGCACAUGUAUAACUAAUUGUCAUUUACUUCUAUUAGGCCUGUGGGGGGAAAGGUGCUUUCUUGACGAAGUGUAAUGAGAAAGAAGCAUAUUUUAUGGAACUGUUCAGUAGAUUUAUUGGCCUAGAACAGAGUGAUAGCGAGACGUCAAGAUUCUAUCUCUAUGUAUCAGAUAUUUAUUUCCACGGGAGACUAUUAAAAUCAGAAGAUUUUUAGUGAUAAUGUAGCGAGCACAGGAAUUAUCGACACGUGUUGGAAUAACAGUUUUCUAAAUUUUCAUGAAAUAAAAUGUAAUUACUUUACAUUAUUCAAGGGUGAGUACGCAACAGAAAAGGGAUUUCAGAUUUUACAUUAGAAACAAGUUGGAUUUUUUAAUCAAGUGUGCAUUGAUUAUCUUUAAUAUUUGAAAAGUCAUGGGUUGCUCAAUGUCUACUGUUUCAAAAGUGAAAAAUCCACUUAAAAACGGAAAACCCACGACAAUCGACAGCUCCGAUAUUACCGAAAAUCACAAAGUACUCAUCAAGAAGACAUGGAAAAUUGUUUCUAAUAACAUGCCUAGUGUCGGGGCUAAAAUCUUUCUCAGGAUAUUUACAAUAAAGCCCGCAAUCAAGCAUAUAUUUCCAUUUAGGGAUGUAACAGGGGACGCGUUGUUACAGAAUAGCCAUUUUCGAGGCCAUGCGUCGCGGUUUAUGCAAGCGGUUGGCGCGGCUGUGGACAAUAUAAAUGCUCUUGAUACCGCUAUGGCACCGCUUCUGUUUGGACUUGGCCAGCAGCAUACACACUAUAAAGGAUUCAGUGUGGAAUACUUUAACGUGUUUUCAGAGGCUAUAAAACAUGUUCUUGAACAGGAACUUCGUUCCAAGUUUACUCCUGAUGUUCAAGCAGCCUGGUCAAAGAUGAUAGAUUUUAUUAUUUUCAAACUGACCGAGGGAUACUGCAACAACUUUGAUAAACAUUCACCAUCUACUUAAAUGAUCUACUAUGAUGUUUUGUUUAUAAUAAUACACUUACGGUUAUUGUGUUUUAUGCGUGUUUAGAAAAUAUUACUUUACUUCGUUUAAAUUGUUUUUUCCGGUGUUUAUCCUAUUGUAAUAGCUCCAUGACGUUGUAUUAUUGUCAACAACUUUCUGGGAAUCAUCAAUGCAUUAAAAAAAACCUCUACUGAGGUUUAAUAGCCGUAAACAUGAAUUUGUAGUUUCUUAAUUAAAUAAUAUUAGUAUUUUGUGUUUUUUCUUAAGUGUAAAAAGAGUUUAAUGCUUAACAUAUUUUCACAUUUUUUUCUCAAUUAAAAUAAUUGAUCUGGAUAAACGGAGAAUACUGUUAAUCUAAAAAUAGCACACAAGUUAUUGGUUCAGAAUAAUACAAAAUUGUACAUAAAUCUUAAAAAAAAUACUUCUAAUCCCGUCAU
Molecule: messenger RNA, 1679 nt
Organism: Ruditapes philippinarum (Manila clam)
Lineage: Eukaryota; Metazoa; Mollusca; Bivalvia; Venerida; Veneridae
Product: hemoglobin subunit pi-like
Exons: 1
Coding region: 685-1242 (185 amino acids)
Molecular function (GO): heme binding; oxygen binding
Source: RefSeq, a predicted model, not a curated record